AUGGGAUCCCCCACUACUCCCUGGUCCCUGACCUCCCACCUCCUCGCCAGCCAAGAAGAUCUCUACAAGUCCGCCACGCAACACCCCUUCCUACUCGCAGGCGCCGAGGGCCGACUGCCCAAGGACAUCCUCAGCCGCUGGCUGGCCAACGACCGGCUGUACAUCCACUCGUACAUCCGCGCAGCCGGCCAGCUGCUCGCGUCCAUCGACCUGCCCAAGGCAGUGGCCGGCUCGCAGGACGCGUUUGAGACGCAGCUCGUGGACUGGAUCGCUGAGGCGCUGGUGGCUAUCCGCAGGGAGGAGCGGUUCUUUAUUGAUGUGGCGGAACGGUACGAGUUGGGGAUUGAGUUUGGACUGCCGUAUUUGCCUUCUGAGGGCGCUGCUGCUGCGACUGCCACGCAGGACACUACGCCUUCUUCUUCAUCUUCGCCGGCGCAAAAGCAGGAGAAACUACCCGGCCUAGUCCAGCUAGAAUUGAUCUUCUCCGCAGUCGGUACCGCACCACCACCGCCAGCCUCAUCCCCCUCCUCCUCCAGCCAUAUCCCCGGCGUAGCCGCCGUGCAAGCCCUCUUCAGCAGCACCGCAGCACCCACCACAACCCCUCCUCCCCCCCUCCCCUGGCUCGAAGGCGCCCUCACCUUCUGGGGAACAGAACGAUGUUACCUAGACGCAUGGUCCUGGGCGCGCCAGCAGGCCGCGGAAAAAGGCCAGGAUCGGAGGAGUCACACGGAGGAUGCGGACGGCGGGGCGCUGCGGAAGGAGUUUAUCCCGAACUGGAGCAGUCCUGAGUUUGAGGGGUUUGUGGAUAAGUUGGGAAGGUUGAUUGAUCGGGCCGUGGCGGGGGUGUUGGAGGGGAAGGCGGAAGGGGAGGAGAGGGAGAAGGUGAAGGCGGGGAUUUUGGGGAGGGUGGAGGGGAAGUGGAGGACUUUGUUGGAGGCUGAGAGGGUGUUUUGGCCGGAUGUGUAG
Dichotomopilus funicola is the source of this 966-nucleotide messenger RNA. RefSeq lists its product as uncharacterized. The record is from RefSeq and is a predicted model, not a curated record. Lineage: Eukaryota; Fungi; Ascomycota; Sordariomycetes; Sordariales; Chaetomiaceae. The transcript has a single exon. The coding region runs from base 1 to 966 and encodes 321 amino acids.